CGGAAACAUGAGCAAUGAAUCCUAUAACGGUGCAAUGACGCAUUUUUUUUUUUAUUAUAUCCCCCUGUAUACACUGUACACAAUCAUCCAACACAACAGUACAGGAUGGGCAAUGUGAAAACAAGGCAUUCGCCACAUUAGUGAAACUGCUGGUAGAUCGCUCAACUCCGUCCUCAUAUCACAUCCGUAAUCUCGCUAUACAAUUAACGUUCAUCCCACCCAGAUGGAUAUUUGCGUAAUUACAUGUUGACGUCACGGUUGUCACUUGUUGGCUGUAAAUAUUAUUAUGUUAUCUAGUUUUAAAGGUGUAGAUUUAGACCAUGAUUCAAUCAAUGGGUCGUGAUACAAAGGGUGAUAGUAGCAGCAGUGAAGGUUUUACAAGGCAAGGUUCACUGAGAAGGGUAUUACCUUCUGGUCACAAUAAGGAGAACCUUUUUGGCAAACAAAAUGAAGAUCUCAAUAAAUUCUACAAGCAAUUUCAUCAGGAAUACGUCAUUCUUGCUGAAUAUAAAAUGGUGCAAAGUGAACAGAUUGGAGGAGUUUAUGUGAUACCAUCACAAGAAUCAUCACUUGUUUGGUUUGGUGUUUUGUUUGUACGUACUGGCCCCUAUGAAGAUGGAAUAUUCAGGUUUAAUAUUCACUUGGAUGAAGCAUUUCCAAACAGUGCACAUCCAAAAGUAAUCUUCCACUCUGAAGUGUUCCAUCCUGUUAUUGAUCCACAAUCAAACGAAGUCAAUUUACACGCUGGUUUUCCCAUUUGGCAAAAAUCUGAACAACAUAUUUGGCAGGUACUGAAAUACUUGCAGUGGAUGUUUGAUAAUGUCGAAGCAACCGCGUCACAUGCAGUCAAUCGCGAGGCUUGUGAUCUGCUCGUGAAAGAAGCCGAAUUCAAAGCAAGAUGCAAGCAGAGUGUGCAAUUAUCGCGUGAAAAAUUAUAUGAACGGCCGCCUACUGAUGAUAAGCACUAUAUUGUCUUCGAGGAGUAUACGCCGCACAUUCACGAUUCUGUAAGGGCAACCAUGUUGCAACCGUCUGCCCCAGUUGCUAGCGCCGGCCACUCCUGGGUGAAGGAGGGCACUUUCCGUCCACUAACUAAAGAGCCUUCUUCGAGCACUGAUCAGGAGUCCUGAUCGGCGUUUGUAUAGUGUAUUUUUGUAAUCGAAUUUAACGAACGCAACACAUGCCAAGCAUCGAAAACAACAGUAUCGCGCGUAACCGCAUCCUAUGUACAGAGUUUUUGACUAUUUACUUAAAAAAGAAACCAUUACAGUAAUGAAACAUUUUUAAUAUAUUCACAUAUUGUAUGAUUGUUAUUUAUACGACGUAUAAUUACGACGUCGCAGCAAUAAAUCGUUAACUUAUUCUUUUUUAA
Messenger RNA from Dalotia coriaria, 1372 nucleotides. It is a transcript of the gene peo, whose product is annotated as ubiquitin E2 variant domain-containing protein pendolino. Lineage: Eukaryota; Metazoa; Arthropoda; Insecta; Coleoptera; Staphylinidae. Bases 321 to 1130 code for a protein of 269 amino acids. The record is from RefSeq and is a predicted model, not a curated record. The transcript is spliced from 4 exons.